Molecule: messenger RNA, 1118 nt
Organism: Gadus macrocephalus (Pacific cod)
Lineage: Eukaryota; Metazoa; Chordata; Actinopteri; Gadiformes; Gadidae
Exons: 8
Coding region: 170-958 (262 amino acids)
Source: RefSeq, a predicted model, not a curated record
GGAGCCGGGUUUGGACCAGGUGGAGUGGGAUCUCAAAGUGGAGGAGCAGGGACAGCAGCUGGAGGAUAUGAUGCCAAUGCCAAAGCACGCAAAUAUGGUAUGUUAAGUGGAGCUCUUGGAGGAGGACAAGCGGCAGGAACAGGUGGAGCUGGACCUGGUGGUGCUGGGUAUGGACCAGCUGGGGGUGGCACCGGUGGUGGGACCAGACCUGGAGCCGGGGUUGGACCUGGUGGAACCGGAACAGGAUAUGGACCCGGGGGAGGAACAGGAACUGGUUCUGCUGGCACUGGAACUGGCCUUGGACCAGGAAGUGGAGGGGCAGGCUAUGGACCUGGUCGAGGGGCUGGAGUUGGACCAGGUGGGGCCGGAUCAGUUCCUGGUGGGGCUGGGUAUGGACCAGGUGGGGCCGGAUCAGUUCCUGGUGGGGCUGGGUAUGGACCAGGUGGGGCUGGGUAUGGACCAGGUGGGGCUGGGUAUGGACCAGGUGGGGCCGGAUCAGUUCCUGGUGGGGCUGGGUAUGGACCAGGUGGGGCUGGGUAUGGACCAGGUGGGGCUGGGUAUGGACCAGGUGGGGCCGGAUCAGUUCCUGGUGGGGCUGGGUAUGGACCAGGUGGGGCUGGGUAUGGACCAGGUGGGGCUGGGUAUGGACCAGGUGGGGCCGGAUCAGUUCCUGGUGGGGCUGGGUAUGGACCAGGUGGGGCUGGGUAUGGACCAGGUGGGGCCGGAUCAGUUCCGGGUGGGGCUGGCUAUGGACCAGGUGGAGCUAGUACUGGAUAUGGACCUGGGGCCGGCUAUGGACCUGGGGCCGGCUAUGGACCUGGGGCCGGCUAUGGACCUGGGGCCGGCUAUGGACCUGGGGCCGGCUAUGGAACCCAGGCUGGAGUGGGACCUGGUUAUGGCCCUGGCAGUGGAGUUGCACAAGGAUACCGCCCAGGGUCUGGUUAUGGUGGUGUGGUAGGAGGAGCAGUAAGACCAGGGUCUGGACUUGGACCUGGUUUUGGACCUGGAUCAAAAGCUUCCAAAUAUGGCCAGGGUGUAGCCGGCACCGGAGGCGUGCUUGGGGGCGGUGCUGGUCGCCGCGGCUAUGGUCAAGGUGUCGGAUCUAAAGGUGCUAAAUA